This is a messenger RNA of Acanthosepion pharaonis, 1053 nucleotides long. Lineage: Eukaryota; Metazoa; Mollusca; Cephalopoda; Sepiida; Sepiidae. The record is from the annotation of a GenBank genome assembly.
AUGGUACUCAUUUUUCAACACUCUCCCUCUCUCCCUCUCUCUCUCUUUCUCUCUCUCUCUCUGUCUGACAUCUAUACACGUAUACGCACACACGUAUAUAUUUACUUUUUGUUAUCUGUCUGUUUUUCUAUAUAUCUAUCUAUCUCAGUUCGUUACUAUAUCUAUAUCUUAUAUGUACCUAUACAUGUAUUAAUUUUAUAUAUUUUAUUUUGGCUAUCUAUCUAUCUAUCUAUCUAUCUAUCUAUCUAUCUAUCUAUCUCAAUGUAUUCAUUAUCUAUCUAUAUAUCUAUCUAUCUCAAUUUAUUCAUUAUCUAUCUAUCUAUCUAUCUAUCUAUCUAUCUAUCUAUCUAUCUCAAUGUAUUCAUUAUCUAUCUAUCUAUCUAUCUAUCUAUCUAUCUAUUAUGGUCCAGUUACUUGUACCACUGUGAUAGUCCAAGUCCUAUAACACUAUCUAUUUUAUCUAUCUAUCUAUCUGAAUGUAUUCAUUAUCUAUCUAUCUAUCUAUCUAUCUAUCUAUCUCAAUCCUUUUCUAUCUCUUUAUCUUAUAUCUGCCUCUAUAUGUAUUCCUUUUUAUUAUAUUUCCUUUGUGCUGUCUGCUUGUCUGUCAUUCUAUCUAUCUAUCUAUCUAUCUAUCUAUCUAUCUAUCUAUCUAUCUAUCUAUCUAUCUAUCUAUCUAUCUAUCUAUCUCAGUUCGUUUUUUAUCUCUAUUCUCUCUGUCUGUGUGUCUCUGUCUCUCUUUGUUUGCCUCUCUCACUCUCUCUCUCUCACUCUCUCUCUCUCUAUCUCAAUCAUCUAAUAUGUCUCUCUCGAUCAGCUAAUAUCUAUCUAUCUAUCUAUAUCAAUCAUUUAAUAUCUCUCUCUCUCUCUCAAUCAGCUAAUAUCUAUCUAUCUAUCUAUCUAUCUAUCUAUCUAAAUCAAUGCUUAAAAUCUCCAAAUGACGCUCACCACGAUGCUACGAUCUAUCUAUCUAUCUAUCUAUCUAUCUAUCUAUCUAUCUCUCUCUCUCUCUCUCUCUCUAUAUAUAUAUAUAUAUAUAUAUAUAAGCAAGUGUAA